AUGCGGCUCGUUGAUUCUUCAAAACUUUUAGAACUUCAAAACAAACCUACAAAUAUUCGAAAUAUUUGUAUUGUGGCGCACGUGGACCAUGGGAAAACAACUUUAGCAGACUCUCUUGUAGCCAGCAAUGGGAUAAUAUCGCAGCGAAUGUCAGGAAAGCUGCGGUAUAUGGACAGCAGGCCUGAUGAGCAGGAGAGAGGUAUAACCAUGAAGAGUAGCAGCAUAGCCUUGUACCAUUGUGUGGACCAGCAGGAGUACUUGGUAAACCUGAUAGAUUCACCAGGACAUAUCGAUUUCUCCAGUGAAGUGUCUACCGCAGUCAGACUUUGUGAUGGAGCUAUUGUUGUUGUGGAUGUGGUAGAAGGUGUUUGCCCACAAACCAGGCUGGUACUGAAACAAGCAUACUCAGAGAACAUCAGAGCAGUGUUAGUCUUGAACAAAAUUGACAGGCUCAUCCUAGAGAUGCAACUAACACCAUUGGAUGCGUAUGUGCACUUGAUGCAGGUAUUAGAACAAGUUAACGCGGUUAUGGGAGAACUGUUCACUACUGAGGUGUUUGAGAAUGAGGAGUCUACUAUGGAGAAAGAGCAACAAAAAGAAAAAGUAGAGAAAAAAGAAGACAAUAACUUCUAUGAUUGGACCUCCGCUCUGGAUGAUGCUGAUGACUCCAAUCUUUAUUUUGCUCCUGAACACGGCAAUGUGGUAUUCGCUAGUGCCGCUGAUGGCUGGGGUUUUACUAUACAUACUUUUGCUAAAUUAUUCUCUGAGAAACUUGGUGUUAAAGAAGAAAUCUUAAGAAAAGUGUUAUGGGGAGAUUUCUAUUUGAAUACCAAAACAAAACGCUUCAUGAAGGGAGCUCAAGAAAAAGCUAAAAACCUCUUUUUGUCCAAGUCAUAUUAG
This is a messenger RNA of Spodoptera littoralis (African cotton leafworm), 900 nucleotides long. The record is from the annotation of a GenBank genome assembly. NCBI's taxonomy places the organism in Eukaryota, Metazoa, Arthropoda, Insecta, Lepidoptera, Noctuidae.